Cladocopium goreaui is the source of this 1692-nucleotide messenger RNA. The record is from the annotation of a GenBank genome assembly. NCBI's taxonomy places the organism in Eukaryota, Dinophyceae, Suessiales, Symbiodiniaceae.
AUGAUGAAGAAGAUGCAGGAAAUGAUGGGAAUGGGUUCCAAAAGUGGCAAGGCUGAAAAGGGUGCGAAGAAAAAAACCAAGGACAACGCCAACGUUGUUUUUGUGGGUGGCUUAAGGAAAACUACUGAGGAGGACAGAGUAGCAGCCCACUUUGCAAAAUUUGGUCAGGUUGAACAGGUGGAUAUCAAACGCCUUCCAGAUGGAACUUCUAGAGGUUUUGCAUUCAUUAAGUUUGCUGACACUGAUGCAGUUGACAAAGUCAUCGAGGCUCAUGCCAAGCACAUGAUCGACAACAAGUGGGUCGAAGUCAAGAAGCACGACGGAAUAGCAGCAUCCGUACGCGACCUCGGUCUCUACAACGCUUUGAGAAAGAAACCAGGGAAAAUCUAUUGUGAGAAUUGUGAAAGCUACUUGCUGCAUGCAAUCGGUGCCAAGCACCUGGGUGCUUUUAGUGAUGGCGACAUGGGCGGCAUAGCUGCAAGCGCCCGGGCCUGCCUGGCUAUGGAACUAGAAGAGGCCGGGUUCUGCAAGAACUUCAGAGAUGCACUAAGUUCACCCUGGGCUUUGCAUCAGUGGCUGCAGGAUCAGCUUUUGUAUUGGCAGGCAGAGGAGUGCAGCUCCUCGUUAGAGAAUGCCAGACUCAUCGAGGAACAUUUCGAGCUGUUGAAAUCGAAGGGAUCGCUUGCCCACCGCUUCCAUGGUCAUCCAAGGGCAGUAGAUGAAUCGAAGGAGAUCAAGAAAGAGAGGGCUAUUCAGUUGGAAGUUGCUUGGUGCAAUGAGCUGAUCAGCAAGCUUAUGAAGAUGCACCAUUUCAAGGCAAGGGUCAAAACCCAGGAGGAGCAGCUGGAAGGUGAGCUUGAAGAUGCGAAAGGUGCAUGGAGAGAAGCCUCUGAGCAAGCAGUGGCCCUCCGUUGGGCUGCACUGGUGGCCGGAAGCUCGCAGAAGGCAAAGAAAGUUUGGGAGGAAGAGGCUGCAGCCUUUGUGGUUGCAAAAAGUCACGAGACGAGGGAGGUGCUCAGAGAAAUGGAGGCAGAGAACUGCGGCUUGGCUGGUGGCUUGGAGGAGGGUGCCAGAAAGCUAAUCAACGCGCUCAGCCUGCCAUGGGUUCAAGAGGUGCGUGAUCAAGGAGACGAAGCAAGGGUCAGAAGAAUGCUGAAGGAGGUUGAAGCGAGAUUGCAAAAGGAGAAGAACGCGGUUAUCAUUACCAAGGAUUCCAUUUGGGCAUGCCAGCAGCAAGACGCAGCAACAAAAAUCCAGUUGCUUCGGCAGCAGCAUUUGAAGCUGCACUCUGAAAAAUCAGAACUCGAAGAUCACGUGCAGAGGUUGAGGCAGAGCAGUGCCGCGGAGAGGGACAAUUUUGAGCGGAAAGUCGCACGGGAAGAGAGAACUGCGGAGAGUGCCGAAGAUCUUGCAGAAGCAGGACAACGACAACUGCAGGAACAGCUGCAAUUAGGGAGAGGAAGGCUUGCAGAACAGCGUGCCCACAUAGUCCAAGCACUAACAGCACGGGCAGAAGAGGAGGAAGCACAUGCGAAGCGGCACCAAAAGGUGGAAGAAGAGUUGAGAAGUGAAGUAAGGAGUGCAGAGCAAGCCUCAAGUACUUCACAAAACCUUUUGACGAGGCCUCACCAACACUUGGUGUGCAGCAUGUUGUGUAGCCUAGCAGCAAGGCUGAUACUCGCAGCUCUUUGA